AUGCUUCUAAGUCUGGGUGGCUUUGGACUUUUGGAUGCAGUAUCCGACCAGCUGAUGUCUCAUAGCCAGAGAUUACCAGCAGGUUCUAUUGGCUUUCGGCUAACGGCCUGGCCCAAAGAUCAAUGGAGCAUCAGUGCGAAAAUGGUCGACUCGCUGACGACACGAUACCUGCUGGCCACCUUGCUGAUGGCCCUUGGAUUCUGCCUGGCAGUCACCAAGGACUCGGAUUCCAAGUGGAUGGCUCCGCUCAGGCAGUACGGCUACACGGCCCAGCACCUGAAGAACAAGGUGGAGCACGGGGAGUUUACAACCUUUGAGCUGGGUAGCCCCAAUUACCAGAUCCUUAACCCCGAAGCCGAACCGGAGUACAUUACGGCGGAUCAGCCGCACUACCAGGAUAUGCUUCGACGGCUGACCAGCGGACAGAAUGGUGCCGAAACCAUUGAUGUGGAGAUGGCGGGCCGGACGGGCAGUUCAGGCCAAGAUCCCCCUCCAUCCUCAACAGCAUCACCAAAAGACCAACAGAAGACAACGGAAUCCACACCCGAUAGCUGGGAGAAGGUGAAGAAGCGGAGCUCCUCCAAGGGGCAGGAUGAGGAAAACCAUACCCAGGAGACCCAGGCAGUGGAUGCACCGAGCUUGCAUCCCAAAAUCCAGGUCUAUGCUGGAGCUCGACCCUUCCAAAGUCUAGUGGCCAACCUGAAUUAGUUCGAAACUCA
Messenger RNA from Drosophila bipectinata, 719 nucleotides. RefSeq lists its product as uncharacterized. Lineage: Eukaryota; Metazoa; Arthropoda; Insecta; Diptera; Drosophilidae. The record is from RefSeq and is a predicted model, not a curated record.